Messenger RNA from Nothoprocta perdicaria, 573 nucleotides. It is a transcript of the gene DUT, whose product is annotated as deoxyuridine triphosphatase. Gene Ontology annotation, biological process: dUMP biosynthetic process; dUTP catabolic process. Gene Ontology annotation, molecular function: magnesium ion binding; dUTP diphosphatase activity. The record is from RefSeq and is a predicted model, not a curated record. The coding region runs from base 1 to 486 and encodes 161 amino acids. The transcript is spliced from 6 exons. Lineage: Eukaryota; Metazoa; Chordata; Aves; Tinamiformes; Tinamidae.
AUGCCCUGCUCCGAGUGCGAGCCGCAGCCCGCCUCGCCCGGCAAGCGGCCGCGCGCCGCCCAGCGCCUCCGCUUCGCCAGGCUCUCCGAGAACGCGCGCGCGCCCACGCGCGGCUCCGCGCGCGCCGCCGGCUACGACCUGUACAGCGCCUAUGACUGUGUGAUACCACCUAUGGAGAAGGCGGUAGUGAAAACAGAUAUUCAAAUUUCACUUCCUGCYGGAUGCUAUGGGCGUGUAGCACCACGUUCUGGUUUAGCUGCAAAGCACUUCAUUGAUGUUGGUGCUGGUGUUAUUGAUGAGGAUUACAGGGGAAAUGUUGGUGUGGUACUCUUCAACUUUGGCAAGGAAUCUUUUGAAGUUAAAAAAGGGGAUAGGAUUGCUCAGCUGAUAUGUGAACGUAUCUUCUAUCCUGAACUAGAAGAAGUUCAGGUUUUGGAUGAUACAGAACGUGGCGCAGGUGGCUUUGGUUCUACUGGACAGAACUGAAGAUGCUUUCAGAAUACUUUCUAUGGUUAUGUUACCUAACCUUUCUUUUAAAAUCAAGGGUAGAUUAAAAAGUUUCAAAUUUAUGCA